Peromyscus maniculatus bairdii (prairie deer mouse) is the source of this 4909-nucleotide messenger RNA. It is a transcript of the gene Tfrc, whose product is annotated as transferrin receptor. The record is from RefSeq and is a predicted model, not a curated record. Gene Ontology annotation, cellular component: external side of plasma membrane. Lineage: Eukaryota; Metazoa; Chordata; Mammalia; Rodentia; Cricetidae. Gene Ontology annotation, biological process: transferrin transport; intracellular iron ion homeostasis. Gene Ontology annotation, molecular function: transferrin receptor activity.
GGCAGGGGGGCGGGGCCGGGCUAUAAGCCUGGGUCCGGAGGCUGCGGUCCCUGCAGAAGGCGUGCGGAGAGUGGGUGGCACCAUCGCGGACUGCAGAGGCGCCUCCGAGUGCUUCCUGUGGCAGCUUGGAAUCAUGGAUCAAGCCAGAUCAGCAAUCUCUAACUUGUUUGGUGGAGAACCGUUGUCGUACACCCGGUUCAGCCUGGCCCGGCAAGUCGAUGGAGAUAACAGUCAUGUGGAGAUGAAAUUGGCUGUAGAUGAAGAAGAAAAUGCUGACAAUAACAUGAAGGCCAAUGUCAGAAAACCCAGGAAGUUUAAUGGGAGACUCUGCUAUGCGGCAAUUGCAAUAGUCAUCUUCUUCUUGAUUGGAUUUAUGGUCGGCUACCUGGGCUAUUGUAAACGUGGAGGACAGAAAGACUGUUUGAGACCGGAGGACGCGGAGACAGACAGUUCUCAAAGCUUCCAGCCAGAAGAAGAGGUUCCUCAGCCUUCGCGUUUGUUUUGGGCAGACCUCAAAAAAAUGUUGUCAGAGAAACUGGACACUAUAGAGUUCACCGACACUAUCAGACAGCUGAGCCAGAAUACAUAUACCCCUCGGGAGGCUGGAUCUCAAAAAGAUGAAAAUCUUGCCUAUUAUAUUGAAAAUCAGUUCCACGACUUUAAACUCAGCAAAGUCUGGCGAGAUGAACAUUAUGUGAAGAUUCAGGUGAAAGGCAGCAUUGCUCAAAACUCCGUGAGCCUAAAUGAAAGUGGUCACUUGAACCUCUUGGAGAAUCCUGAGGGUUAUGUGGCAUACAGUAAAGCUGCAGAAGUGACUGGUAAACUGGUCCAUGCUAAUUUUGGCACUAAAAAAGACUUUGAAGAUUUAAAAUACGCUGUGAAUGGAUCUUUAGUGAUUGUUAGAGCAGGGAAAAUCACUUUUGCAGAAAAGGUUGCAAAUGCCCAAAGCUUUAAUGCAAUUGGUGUUUUGAUAUACAUGGACAGGACUAAAUUCCCCAUUGUUAAGGCAGACGUUCCACUCUUUGGACAUGCUCAUCUAGGAACCGGAGACCCGUACACACCUGGCUUUCCAUCUUUCAAUCACACUCAGUUUCCUCCAUCUCAGUCAUCAGGAUUGCCUACUAUACCUGUUCAGACAAUCUCCAGAGAGACUGCCGAAAAACUAUUUCAGAACAUGGAAGGAAACUGUCCUUCUAAUUGGAACAUAGAUUCUUCAUGUAGGCUGGAAUUGACACAGAACAAAAAUGUGAAGCUCGCUGUGAACAAUGCGCUGAAAGAAACGAGAAUACUUAACAUCUUUGGAGUUAUUAAAGGUUUUGAGGAACCAGACCGUUACAUUGUAGUAGGAGCCCAGAGAGAUGCCUGGGGUCCUGGUGCUGCGAAGUCCAGUGUGGGAACAGGUCUUCUGCUGAGACUUGCUCAAGUAUUCUCAGAUAUGGUCUCAAGAGGGGGUUUUAAGCCCAGCAGAAGCAUAAUCUUUGCCAGCUGGAGUGCAGGAGACUUCGGAGCUGUGGGCGCCACCGAGUGGCUCGAGGGAUACCUUUCGUCUCUACAUUUGAAAGCUUUCACUUACAUUAAUCUGGAUAAAGUUGUCCUUGGUACUAGCAACUUCAAGGUUUCUGCCAGCCCUCUGUUAUAUACCCUUAUUGGGAAGACAAUGCAGGAUGUAAAGCAUCCUAUUAAUGGGAAAUCUCUCUAUCAAGACAGCAAUUGGAUUAACAAAGUUGAGCCGCUCUCCCUUGACAAUGCUGCUCUCCCUUUUCUGGCAUAUUCUGGAAUCCCAGCAGUUUCUUUUUGUUUUUGUGAGGAUGAGGACUAUCCUUAUUUGGGCACUACUUUGGAUACCUAUGAUCAAUUGAUUGCCAAAGUUCCUCAGCUGAACAAAAUGGUUCGUGCAGCAGCUGAAGUGGCUGGUCAGUUCAUUAUUAAACUUACCCAUGAAAUUGAACUGAACCUGGACUAUGAAAUGUAUAACAACAAAAUACUGGCAUUUGUGAAGGAUCUGAACCAGUUCAGAGCAGACAUCAAGGCCAUGGGUCUGAGUCUACAGUGGCUGUAUUCUGCUCGUGGAGACUUUUUCCGUGCUACAUCUAGACUAACGACUGACUUCCACAAUGCUGAGAAAACAAACAGAUUUGUCAUGAGGGAAAUCAAUGACCGUAUUAUGAAAGUGGAAUAUCAUUUCCUGUCUCCCUACGUCUCUCCAAGAGAGUUUCCUUUCCGACACAUCUUCUUUGGCUCUGGCUCUCACACUCUGCCAGCUUUAGUGGAGAACCUGAAGUUGCGUCAGAGAAAUAUUAGUGCUUUUGAUGAAACACUCUUCAGAAACCAGUUGGCCCUAGCUACUUGGACUAUUCAGGGAGUCGCAAAUGCCCUCUCUGGUGACAUUUGGGAUAUUGACAAUGAGUUUUAAAUGUAACAUAAGUAAAAGGGCAGGGUAGUCUGUUUCUAGACUUGUACUGGUUGUGCUAAAUUUUCAUUAGAGCUCAAAUCUAAUGUUAGAAUUCUACCCAAUCUUGAUACUAAAUGUCUUUAGGCAGCAGCUUUUAGUGCAGGGUUGGACCUACACUUCAAGUUCCAGUGGAUAACACUUUCCAUUUAUGAUAGCGUCUCAGAUUAUCUUUAGAAUUUUGAGUCCUUUAUAAUAACUUCCUCUUUGCAUUAUGGUCAUGAAAAUGUCGGAACCAGUUGUAAGAACAUUGCUCUAGUCCUGAGGGCAUCAGCUAGUAUUUUUUGAGGUCUGAGGAAGAGGGAUGCUGAGGGUCAACGGGGUAUCUGGGUGUGAUCCCCAUCUUCAUCUGAUUCUCACUGGGAUUCUCCAGGUGAGCUGUGUGCCCUUAAGGAUUAUCUGGUUUCCAUUUCCUAAAUUAGACAGUUACUUUCAGAAGAGAUGGGUAUGUCUGCCAGGAGGUUGACAUAGGUCCUUCUGCUGAUGAGAGUUUGUCUGCUUACUACAGGAAUAGGCCUUACUGGUUAACCUUACAUUAUUUGUGAUGAGGAAACCAGAAGCCAAAGACUUCACAUUUUCUCUCCUGGCAUCUGCCCAGUAGUGUUUAGUUCUUUGUUUUGUUUUGUUUUGUUUUUUCCUGACAUUUUCUGAAAAAGAACAAGUUUUAGACUCAGUUUGUCAGACUUUAAAGAACACACUGCCAAGUUUUGGCCAAAGUGUUAAGUCUUUGGGAGAAGCUUUCUAUCAUUUUGGCACUGAGAUAUUUAUUGUUUAUUUAUCAGUGACAGAGUUCACUAUAAAUAGUGUUUUUUUUAUAGAAGAUAAUUAUCGGAAGCAGUGCCUUCCAUAAUUAUGACAGUUAUACUGUCGUUUUCUUUUAAUAAAGCAGCAUCUGCUAAUAAGACCCAACAGAUACUGGAAGUUUUGCACUUAUGGUCAGCACUUGCCGAUUUAGGAGAAAGUCACAAGCCAACGGGUUAUUAGACAAGAACUAGAAGAGAAUUGGAUGUAACGAGGGAUUCCUAAUCCAGUCAGACUUUUAACUGUCCAGAAAAAAGAUAGUUCUCCUAGGUGCAGUGAGUUGUGGCCAAGUUAAAAGAUAAAUGCCAUUUGAAGGCUGUGGUAGUACUUACAUAUGCAGAAUUUUACAGCUCAGUUAUUCAAGAUGUAACUCAAACUCAAUUUUGCAAAAUUUCCAGUACCUUUGUCACAAACUUAACUCACAUUAUCGGGAGCAGUGUCUUCCAUAAUGUAUAAAGAACAAGGUAGUUUUUGCCUACCACAGUGUCUAUAUCGGAGACAGUGAUCUCCAUAUGUUACACUAAGGGUGUACAUAAUUAUCGGGAACAGUGUUUCCCAUAAUUUUCUUCAUGCAAUGACAUCUUCAAAGCUUGAAGAUCGUUAGUAUCUAACAUGAAUUCCCAACUUCUCGUAACUCCUUAGCUUUAGUUGCAGAAACGUCAUUAAGCAUUUGGUGGGUAUAUUCAACUGCUGGACAACAAAAUCAUUUCCAAGAUCCUUUUUCCCCCCAAUUUAAUGUGGGUGUUUUGUUAUCUCUGGUUUCUCAAGAUUUUCUGUUUAUGGAAUAGAAGCAUACAUUUGUAAUGUAUGCUGGUGAUAAAUGAGUUGAACUAUCUCCCUUUAUCUGCAUGUUAUUUCCUAAAUGUAGUUCAAGCAGGUUUGAAUCCAUUGUUGGCUUAAAGUAAGGGGAUUUUGGAAGGUAGAGAGUAGGAAGUAAAGGGUGUUGGGAAACAAAGCUUGCAAAGGAUCUUGAUGUACUGCUCAUCGCUAUGGUAGCUAUAAAUGUUGCUUAUAUGAACAAGAUUUAAGAUCACGCUAGCAAGGACUAGUUAGCCAUCUGCACCUAAUCAGUUUUGUCAUGGGGCAGUUCAAAGCUGCCACAUAAGACUCACUAGGUAGGGUCUCAAGGUUCUCGGCACCACUCACCCAAGUUACACAACCAGGCUAUUUUACAGCCUCACUGAGUUAACCUCCUUCAUCUUCACAGUGUUUUUCUGUACCAAUAUUUGAGUAUCAUCAUAUAUAACCUUAUUGGUAUUUGAAGGCACAUGAAUAAAGGGCAUGGGUUUUGCCAUAAGUCUCAUUAAUAAAAAUAGCCUUUACCAUGAUAAGGGCUGUUUUCUAAUCAAAGCAGUAAGUUGGUAAGAGGUUUAAUAUUCUUGGGUAAAAUGUGUAUCUGAUGAGUAAUAACCUGUUACUCAUCAGAUUAUUUCUGGUUAAAAAGUAGAAUUUGAAAAGAAUAGAGUGAGCUGUUGUCAUGAUUCACGGCUUUAGGGUUUGCAUGACCUUUACUGUGGUAGCUUUUGAAUGUCCUUUGACGUUGGGACUUGCCAACCUCCGCUCAACUGUCUGUAGACAUGCCCUUAGAAGUGGAUAAGCCGGUAUGUAACAAUGUGGAGAUUCCUUACCUGACUUAAUAAAAUGCUUGGAUCUACUGAA